AGGGCAAGGGCAAGGGCAAGGGCGGCACUGACGGCGGCGCCUGUUUGUUCGCAGCCAUGAUCGUGCGGUUCCUCACCAAGCGGUUCAUCGGGGACUACGAGCCCAACACAGGGAGCCUGUACUCCAGGCUUGUUCACGUGGAGGGAGAUGAAGUUUCCAUCCAGAUCCAGGACACCCCGGGGUGCCUUCAGGUGAAGGAAGACUUUGUGCAGGUAUUGGACUCUUUUUCCAGAUGUGUGAAGUGGGCAGAGGGCUUCCUCUUGGUUUAUUCCAUUACAGACUACAGUAGCUAUCAGUCAAUUCGUCCUCUUUAUCAGCACAUACGCAAGGUUCAUCCGGACUCUAAGAUCCCCAUCAUUAUUGUAGGGAACAAAGCGGACCUCCUCCAUGCCAGACAGGUACAGACAAAUGAUGCAAUACAGCUGGCUAAUGAACUGGGCAGUCUGUUUUUAGAAAUCUCUACAAGUGAAAACUACCAAGGAGUCUGUGAUGUAUUUCAGUAUCUUUGCAAGGAAGUUAGCAAACUGCACCAAACCAGCAGCAGAGACAAGAGGAGAUCAUCCAUCAUCACUCGACCUAAAUCUCCAAACAUGCAAGACCUCAAAAGACGUUUCAAACAAGCUUUAUCUUCCAAAGUCAAGUAAAGCCCAACACUCAGAUCAUGUGCAUCUAAAUAGACUUUAUUUUUAUAAACUGAGAGCUUAUAAGAAAGUCUUUAUUUUUGUACUGCUGUCAGUGAUGUGUAUGUAGAUUUGUUGGGAAUACACAAUUUUCCUGCGUCUCUUCUUUUGUUUAAAAAAAAAUAAAAUAAAAAAAAAUCCCAUACUGCAACUAACUUGACAGUAGUAGUGGUUUGAGA
This is a messenger RNA of Alligator sinensis (Chinese alligator), 859 nucleotides long. RefSeq names its product RAS like family 11 member A (gene RASL11A). The record is from RefSeq and is a predicted model, not a curated record. The transcript has 3 exons. Lineage: Eukaryota; Metazoa; Chordata; Crocodylia; Alligatoridae. Gene Ontology annotation, molecular function: GTPase activity; GTP binding. The coding region runs from base 57 to 644 and encodes 195 amino acids.